Messenger RNA from Thlaspi arvense, 747 nucleotides. The record is from the annotation of a GenBank genome assembly. NCBI's taxonomy places the organism in Eukaryota, Viridiplantae, Streptophyta, Magnoliopsida, Brassicales, Brassicaceae.
AUGAGGAACAAGAUGGAGGAAGAAGGCAAACUUGGAGGUAGACGGAAAAAGCAAAACGACCAGGCACAAGCCAAAGAACACGCAAAGAAAAAAGCUGCUGAAGCUGGAUCAUCAUCCAAAGCCAAAGAACUAACAUUCCAGGAGAUAUUCGGCAUUGAAACCAUAAGAAAAGAUUGGAGCGUAAAUAGGCAAAUUACUGGAUCGGUUAGGAACCAAGGUCUCAAAGAUAUCUGUUGGGCCAUAUGCUUUGCCUGCCUUUUACAGGCUAUUUACAACAUUCAACAUCCCGAUGAUCAGAUUGAGUUUUCGGUUAGUGACUUGGUGGGUAGCAUAAUACCAGACUCUAAAGAGAAAGGAAAAGGUUUGGCACUUGCCAACCUCAAGAAAGCUUUUAAACAUAUCAGCACAAUCGGAAUGUUGAAGAUGCCCACUAAGGGACAUGGAAUGGUAAAGAUUAGAUCAGCAGGAGAUAAGGGGAAAAAGGUUCAAGAAAACUUUGAUAUCUAUCAGGAUGUCGAUGCUUCGUUUAUUCGACAGCAGUUGGAUCUGUUUCCCGUUGCACUUCGAUUAGAGAUAGAGCCACUACUUUCAGAUAAUAAGGGGGAGAUUUAUUAUUUGCCUAAGAAGGAGGUCAUUACGCCCUAUACUCGUCUACACUGUCUGAUUCUCAUUGGGUAUGGUAUCACCAAGGAAGGGAAGUGGUACUUUAUUGGCCAAAACUCAUGGGGAGAAAAAUGGGGAUGCAAA